CCAUGACAUUGUUGGCAAAAAAAUCAGUCGCGUUUUAGCCACCAGAGAAACAUCUCUAGGGGGGCCCGCGCUUGCGGUUAACAUGAGCGGAACACGUCGGCGAAGCGACAUUGAGCCGACGGCAUGUAACAGGGCUGCGAACGCCCGAUCGAUCAAUCACAUCGACACGAUUUAGAUUUGUGCCUUUAACUUGAACUGUGAUCGCAAUUAAAAUGGCCGAGUCGAGAAUUGACGUUGGCUUCGAUCUGUCCGCACUGAUGACAGACGACUUCGAUCUAGAGAGUGCCGCCGACUUUGAGGAGUUGCUCAAAACGCCGAAAAACCAAGACUAUUACGAGCUGACGUCGAAAACGAUACCGCUGUCGGAAAGUACUCCAAAUUUGAAAACAACAACAACUGUUUUAUCCCGAACACAGCUUAAACAGCAACUAAUGCGAGAUCAUGCCAUUUUAGAGCAACAAAGGCAACAACAGCAACGUGAUGACAGAGCGAAGCUGCACCACCAGCACCAGCACCACCGUCCAAUAAUGCCGCCGUCAGUGAAGGUGCCAAUACAAAAUUUGUCGUCGGUACCGCCGCAAGUGCUCGAAGUGCAAACCAAGUUAGAGAAUCCGACCAAAUACCAUGUGAUCCAAAAACAGAAGAGCCAAGUCAAGCAAUAUUUAAGUGAAUCGUUCCAGCAGCACGGUAACACGAACUACUUUCCCGGUAUUAAUUUGUCGUACGGACAGACUCACAGUGCUCCGGUCAGCAGUAAUAAUAAUUUGGUACCGAACACUGGUAGUAUUAACUUCACGUCGCAUUCGCAACCGUACAACGUGCCCAUCGGGAAUUCGCCGAACUUCGAUGGAUCGGCAAUGUCGCCGGCGCUCAGUUCGGGAGCCACAAGUACUUCAGAGGCUGAAGAUCUCAUCGAUGAUCUGCUAUCACUAGAGUCAAGUUCUUUGGCUUCCGAUGGGUUCAAAACUGACAACUCCCUGACGGGGGCGGACAUCAACAUCAAAAAUGAGCCGUUCAUGCUCAGCGAAGCUGAACUCCAUGCCCUUGCUAAGGAUCGACAGAAAAAGGAUAACCACAAUAUGAUUGAACGCAGAAGAAGAUUCAACAUAAACGAUCGAAUAAAAGAGCUUGGAACACUGCUCCCCAAGAACAACGAUCCCUACUACGAGAUAGUGCGAGAUGUACGCCCCAACAAGGGCACCAUACUCAAGUCCUCCGUCGAAUACAUAAAAUGCCUUAAAAACGAAGUGCACAGACUAAAGCAACAAGAGGCAAGACAAAAACAAAUGGAGAGUAUUAACAGAAGGCUGCAACUGAGAGUACAGGAACUCGAGAGACAAGCGAAGUCCCACGGUCUACCGGUGUCCGAUUUCAACUGGCAAACCAUGUCGAUGAAUUCCCCAAAUCCGUACAAUUCAUACGCGAACACGCAAAAUCCCACCUCCAUAGCUGCCAUCCUGCCCUCCCUUGAUCUGACAGAUCGAAAAAUGCCAGAUGUGAUAUCUGACGCCACAUUGAGCUUGUCGGCAAUGGAGGAGGGAAUGGAUGACGAUGAUCUCGUGUAUGGAGUGAAUGGAGAUCCCAUGCUUUCAUCACCAAACGCUUUACCCACCGAACACCUGCUUGCUUCUCCCGCACAUCCCGGCUCUUCGGAUCCGUUGCUCUGUGAACGCUUACCAACACCGACACCUACAAGUCACAUAGACCACGUAGACGGCGACACGUUGGACAUAGAUAUGAUUGCAUGAUAUCCGUUACGAUAAUACAGGAGUUUUGUUUAGCGUUACGGGCGUUACGGAAGCGAAUAAAUGUUAAGGGAUUACCAACAUUUAUUAGCGCCUACCAUAGAUAUCAAUAUCGCUUUUAGGAAAUCUUAUCCUGUUGUUGUUAACUUAAUGGAAAUGUUAGAGAAAACUGUAGUUUAUUGGAUAUAUCUUCUAAGCAAUCACAAAUUCAGUAUUAGUAGAUUUAAAUUAGAAUUGGAAAUAUAUCGGCAAUAAUGUUAGGAGGAUGCUCUUAAAGCGGAUCUUGGUUCCUUUUUAUCAUUCCUUAGGAGAACUCGCCGUCACUAAAGCAUUUUUCAAGCACAACUUCGAACAUAGUACAAAUACACAAGUCAUGAAACACAUACAAAGCUGGAUAACAUCCCCUAACAUUCUACCAAAAUCUACUAAAGUUUUCUGUAACACUUCUCUUGUAGAUUUAACAGUAAAAUGAAUGUGAAAGAGCAAUAAUUUAAGCAAUACAGACUAGGACUUAUUAAAUAAUAUGUAGUGAAUGUAUUAUUUACUUGUUAAUUUAAAAAAAACAUUUGUAUUUCUGGUGCCUUUAAUGCAAGAGUGCCUUUUUAGCUCAAAUUUUAUAGAUAUCAUUUUUGUUAUAUAAAAAUAAUAUUCGUUUAAAAGCCAAAUAUAUGUAUAUAAAAAUCAAAAAGUAUUGUGAUGUAUUCUGGGUAUGGAUUUUCAGAUCGAUGUUAUUCUAUUUAGAAUAUUAUAUAUUUUGUUUGAGAUUAUAUUAAUUGUUCGAAAAUAAAACGUCUUAAAAAAUCCUUUUGA
Aethina tumida (small hive beetle) is the source of this 2555-nucleotide messenger RNA. It is a transcript of the gene Mitf, whose product is annotated as transcription factor EC. The transcript is spliced from 6 exons. NCBI's taxonomy places the organism in Eukaryota, Metazoa, Arthropoda, Insecta, Coleoptera, Nitidulidae. Gene Ontology annotation, molecular function: RNA polymerase II cis-regulatory region sequence-specific DNA binding; protein dimerization activity; DNA-binding transcription factor activity, RNA polymerase II-specific. The record is from RefSeq and is a predicted model, not a curated record. Gene Ontology annotation, cellular component: nucleus. Gene Ontology annotation, biological process: regulation of transcription by RNA polymerase II. Bases 213 to 1748 code for a protein of 511 amino acids.